Pomacea canaliculata is the source of this 1720-nucleotide messenger RNA. Its product is annotated as arylacetamide deacetylase-like. The record is from RefSeq and is a predicted model, not a curated record. The transcript is spliced from 8 exons. The coding region runs from base 379 to 1644 and encodes 421 amino acids. Gene Ontology annotation, cellular component: membrane. Gene Ontology annotation, molecular function: carboxylic ester hydrolase activity. NCBI's taxonomy places the organism in Eukaryota, Metazoa, Mollusca, Gastropoda, Architaenioglossa, Ampullariidae.
UUGAUUUAUUGGGGCGGCGACCGAGAAAGAGAAGCAUUAUGAACUGCAUUCCCUGUUCCGUGCUCUGGCUGCUCCGUUUGCAGUACGCAGCAGUCAGCAAGUCCGGGUUGUCACAUGGUCUAUCAAGUCACCACGACCUCAAUCUCUUCCUGCAUGCACUCGAUUUUAGCAACCUAGAGGCCGCAUGUAUGAACAGGAGCUAAAUCUACUCUGGCGUUUGCUACCCAUUGGAAACAAAGCCUGAUCAUUGUCAGGUGCGUACCUCAGAUGAGCUUCCGGAUUCCUGUCCUGUGCUGUGACAUCCAGCGGACAAGUUGCACUCAAUGCAAGGGCUGAAGAUCUCAGGCUAAACAAAGGACUUGACGAACACGGACAGCGAUGGGAGGGGUAAAGAUUAUCAUCACAACGGCUCUAAUCGUUUUGACUUUGGGCUACAUUUUCUACUUACCCGUGCCUGCUGAUGUUGAUGACCCGCUAAAAGCCAGCAUCUUUCAACAGCAAGCUGAUUGGAGCAUUAAACUGGCACUGCUGUCAUGGAAGAUUGGCUUUGGUGACAUCAUUAACAACACUCGUUCAAUGCUUACUUUCAUGGUCACUUUUGGCAUCACAUCUUCUAGCAAUGAGGAAAUGGAGGUGAGAGAUGAAACAAUAGCUGGUGUCAGGGUCCGAAUCUAUCGACCUGUAGGAGUAAAAAGGUUUGCCCCAGCCUUAAUCUACUUCCAUGGUGGUGGAUGGAUAGCACUUUCUCCAGAGGUGUAUGACUCAUCCACAUAUGAGAUGGCAAGAAUGGGUAAAGUUGUUGUUAUAUCUGUGGAUUACCGCCUGGCUCCAGAAAAUCCUUAUCCAGCAGGUUUUGAAGAUUGUGUAGCUGUUACAGCAUACAUCUUACAGCAUGGCCACAAGAAUGGAAUUGACACAUCCAAGGUUGGAAUAGGUGGUGACAGUGCAGGAGGGAACCUGGCGGCAGCAGUGGCUCUGAAGUUCACCGAGGACACGAUGGUAGCUAAGAACCUACCUAAACUGCGCUUUCAGGUUCUUAUCUACCCAGUGGUUCAGAUGCACGAUUUCCAGUUGCCUUCUUCCGUGAGCAAUGACCUUGCAAUGCGAGGUGUGCUGCGACGAUGGUCGGCGCCAUUGUGCCUCGCGUGCUACAUGGGUUACGAUAUCGUAACCAGCUAUUCGUACCUGGCUCCACAAAUGUCAGACAACAGGCAUGUCUCGGACGGGAUAAAAGCUAAGUAUGGCCACCUGGUCGACCACGCGCUGCUGCCAGAAAAAUACCGCAACACCUCAGCAAAAGUCAGUUCCAGCGCGACCUUCAACGCAACGCUUUUCGGCAUGAUGGCGUCCUACAUGACUGACCCCUACUUCUCGCCCAUCACUGCUCCGACAGGCAUGCUUGCCAAAAGUCCUCCUGCUAUUAUCGUGUCGGUUGAGUACGAUGUUAUAAGGGACGAUGCAAUACUGUACAAGCAUCAUCUAGAAAAGGCCGGCGUUAGGGUUAAGCACUAUCAUUUGGAAAGGGGAUACCACCCCAUGAUGAUUUUAUCCCCUUUCUCAUUUCUGCGUCAUGGCUCGGCUGUAAAGACAUACGAGGCCAUGAUGUCGUUUGUCAAUGAAAUUCUUGCAGAAGAAUAUAAUUAGUACCAGUUUGUAACAAGGGCAUACCUUGAUUGAGUUAAAACUACUGUCAGAAAUAUUGACGCUAUACUUAAAACUU